Messenger RNA from Ricinus communis (castor bean), 640 nucleotides. Its product is annotated as 60S ribosomal protein L22-2. The transcript has 2 exons. Gene Ontology annotation, molecular function: structural constituent of ribosome; RNA binding. Gene Ontology annotation, cellular component: ribosome. The coding region runs from base 159 to 536 and encodes 125 amino acids. NCBI's taxonomy places the organism in Eukaryota, Viridiplantae, Streptophyta, Magnoliopsida, Malpighiales, Euphorbiaceae. The record is from RefSeq and is a predicted model, not a curated record. Gene Ontology annotation, biological process: cytoplasmic translation.
AAAAAAGAAGAAUUAUAACAAUUUCCAGUUCCCUUUCCCUUAUAACCUAAAAACCUAAUCUCUCUCACAUUUGUCCCUGUAACGCCACGCCGCUAAUUCUUUUUUUUAGCUUUCAACUGGUACGAUUUUUGGUUAUUCAGAUACCGUUAAAAAAAAGAAUGAGUCGAGGGUCUGCGGCGGCGGGAGUCAAAGGAAAGAAGAAAGGAGCAACCUUUACAAUAGAUUGCGCAAAGCCAGUGGAAGAUAAGAUAAUGGACAUUGCUUCGCUUGAGAAGUUUCUUCAAGAGAGAAUUAAGGUUGGAGGCAAAGCUGGCGCUCUUGGCGAUUCUGUUACUGUCACUCGUGGGAAAAGCAAGAUCACUGUCGCUUCUGACAGUAACUUCUCCAAAAGAUAUCUCAAGUACUUGACUAAGAAGUACUUGAAGAAACACAAUGUGAGAGAUUGGCUCCGAGUGAUUGCAUCCAACAAGGACCGAGGCGUAUAUGAAUUGAGGUACUUCAACAUUGCCGAGAAUGAGGGGGAAGAGGAAGACUGAGACCGAGUAUUUGUACCUUUAUAGCCUUCUUUUCCUUUUUGCCAAAUCUUGAACUUCUACUGGUUUAGUAUAUCUGGUUUAAUGGAGCUACAUUUUAUUCCCAA